Aphanomyces astaci is the source of this 1720-nucleotide messenger RNA. RefSeq lists its product as hypothetical. Bases 32 to 1360 code for a protein of 442 amino acids. Gene Ontology annotation, molecular function: protein binding. The transcript has 2 exons. NCBI's taxonomy places the organism in Eukaryota, Oomycota, Saprolegniomycetes, Saprolegniales, Verrucalvaceae. The record is from RefSeq and is a predicted model, not a curated record.
UCGCGUUUUGCAUUUUUGAUAUUUGUCAUCCAUGGAGUUGACCGAACAGAGGAUUGCCAAUGGCAAUGAGUUGUACAAGGAGGGUCGGUAUGUCGACGCGCGACGUGAGUAUUCUGCCGCGAUCCGUGAAUUGGAUGACGCAGCAGAAGCAUCACCACUUGUCAUGAGUCGCAUCCUUGCGAACCGAGCGCAAACGUAUCUCCAGGAGCGCGAAUAUGCGCUGGCGUUCAAGGAUGCCGACGCCGCGGUGGAGAACGAUCCGUUGAACGUCAAGGCACACAUGCGUCGUGUGAUUGCGUGUGAGAACUUGGAGAAGUUCGAUGCCGCGCUGAAGCACGUCCGGCACAUGCUCACGUUGUCGCUGGACUCGCCCACAUUGACGUACGCCUUGACCACGCAAAGCCGUUUAAAGCGCAACUGCAAGUCGGACGCCGCCGCGGCCAAAGCCGAACGGUAUGAAGUCGGGAAGCUCGUGCACAGCCAGCAAUCGCUCCGUCUCAACUUUGGCAGCAUGCUGCCGUCGCACCUGCCGGUCGGCGACUGGAUCGACGUGGUGUUCUUCGUCGCCAACGAGUUCGGACUGUUUCAGCGAGGGCUGCUGCCAUCAUCUGUACCGCUCACCGUCUCCAUCCAUGGCUUCUCGUCAACAGGUCUCAAUGUAGCGCUGGAAAUCGACUCAAAGUCGUUGCCCGUGGAGGUCGGCGUGAACGGCAAGGCGGCGGCGCGGCUUCGCAUUGUCCCGUCGUCUUCCGUCGACCAAGCCAGCGGAACAUUAGCAGCAUCGCGCUUCUCCCUUCGCGCCGACUUGGCCAAAGGCCAUCACGUGGACGACGUGCUUCCCGUCGUGUCGUUGCCCAUCCAAGCGAUUCCCACGACCUCGACCAUCUUGUUCGAGUACGAAAACGAUCCGCUGGGCAUUCAAUGCUGCCGUAGUGUGUGGGUGGAGGGUGUCGACCGAUUUAUUACGUUGGCGGAAUCUCCUGGCAACCUCGGUAUUGGCGGCAAGUUGUGGGAUUCGAGCUUGAUCUUGACGGCGUACUUGGCAGCCCAUCCCGCGGUCGUGUCGGGAAAGCAUGUGAUUGAGCUUGGCAGUGGCCUUGGCCUCGUCGGACUUGCAUGCGCGUCGCUACCGGCAGUGGCGUCAGUCGUGCUCACCGACAUCGACGACGUGGUGCCGCUGCUGGAGUACAACGUGCGCCUAAACGACCUGAGUGACAAAGCAUCUGUCAAACCGUUGUGGUGGGGGACGUCCAUUGAGCACUUGUUCAACGCUCCGUAUGAUGUCGUGCUCCUGUCGGAUGUAGUGUACGAUCCAUUCGGGUACAUGAAACAACACCCCGGAACAAGGGAAUCGACAUAACGACUGAAUGAUGCAUGCGUCGUCAUUUGUAGAUACAAACCCCUAGUGGCGUCCCUGCGCGACCUCACAAGUCCAGACACCACCAUCCUCAUGGGCCAUCGAUCCCGGCAUCCGCAAGAAAAGCAGUUCUUUGACAGUCUCCAACUCGAGUUUACAUUGACUUCGAUUCCUCUCGACGAGUCGUCGGCUGUAUGGGCGCAUCCAUCGCGCAUGGCGGAUGUCAAGCUCUUCUCCAUUCGAAAGAAUGCCUGACAUGUCGCCACGGCCACGUGCCCGAUUCUACAAGUAACGUUAUUACCCUACUGGAACGCUACGCCUUUAUAAUGUAACAUAUUUGUUAUAACAAUGAAAAUCAUGUUG